Molecule: messenger RNA, 315 nt
Organism: Micromonas pusilla CCMP1545
Lineage: Eukaryota; Viridiplantae; Chlorophyta; Mamiellophyceae; Mamiellales; Mamiellaceae
Exons: 1
Biological process (GO): singlet oxygen-mediated programmed cell death; response to singlet oxygen
Cellular component (GO): thylakoid membrane
Source: RefSeq, a predicted model, not a curated record
GUCACCGCGGUGAAGCUCACGGGCGACGCGAACGUCCCCGCGGGCGCGGCGUCGUUUCGCGCGAGGGUGGGCGCGGAGCACAGGUUGGAGAGCUCGUUUUCGUACCCCGACGAGCUAGGCGUCGUCGCGCGGUACAAAGGGCAAGGGCGCGUGGCCAAGCCGGGGUUCACCGAGAGGAUCUGGGUCGACGGCGAGCUGCUGUUACUGGACGGCCGCGGCGGGUCGCUCACCGGCGGCGCGGAGCUCGGGUUCGUGUGGGCGGUGCCGGGGGAGCGAAGGCUGUUGAUUUUGUUUUCGUCGUUGGAGUUGCCAGAC